AUGGACCUUCACGUGCGUCUCACCUGGCUGCUUCUGCUGAGCACCACUCUCCUGUCUCAGCCAGAUGCAAUGUACUCCACAGUUGCACCGACAGGUUCCUCCCCUGCAUCCAGCUCAACCCCAGCACAGUCUGAGACAUCGCCUGCUCCAGAGACCGUGGCAGCCCUCAAGGAAGAUGCGUCUUCUGCACCCAGGACUGUCACAGAGGAAGUCACCACAUCAGCUCCUGAAAUCCCAGCCACAGCUGAUGAAGCCUCUGAAGAUACUUCAGAAUCUGCCCUAUAUGUAGAAGAUGUGACUACCUCAGCUGCAGAAAUCCUUUCCACAGUGGCUGAAGGCAACAGACUGCCUCCUUCCCGAGGCUUCCCAGGCUCUAGGAGAAGAGCCAAGAGAAGCACAAGUGACGGCGUUGUCAUUGUCAUUGUCCCCAACCUGGAAUUGGACAGAAACUGCCAGCUUGACUUCACAGCAGUCUGUGAUGGCCCCACCACGAACUCUGGAUUAUUGGGGAAAGUGUGUGGGUGUGCCCAGGCCACAUUUGAGUCUUCUUCAAACGUGAUGACAGUUCUGCUGUCCACCGACAACACCAACUCCUACAGAGGAUUUUCAGCUCAGUAUUCCAGUGUUCCCCUGCCAGGUCCUGUGGAGCCCAACAAAUGCACAAUGAAGAACAAUGAAACCUUAGAAGUCAUUUACACAACAAAAAACAAUGCCACCCAACACAUGCCUGCUGGGGGAAGGCACAAUGUCAGCAUGGCCUUCUACAAGUCAGAUCAGCUCUCCAAGCCCACACAAAACUUCCCCUACUAUGUAGACUUGAACCAAACUCUCUUUGCUGAAGUGACUCUUCAUUCCACUGACCCAAAUCUCCAGGCGUUCAUUGAUACUUGCACAGCAUCUCCACAGCCUGAUUUUGGAUCACUGACAUAUGACUUGAUCAGAAGUGGCUGCAAUAAAGAUGACAUUGUGGUAACCUACCCAGCAUUUGAAAACCAUGGAAGAUUCAAAUUUAGGGCCUUCAGGUUUCUGCAGAGCUUUCCAUCAGUUUAUCUCCAGUGUGUUGUGAUCUGUGACAGCAACACCACCAGCUCUCACUGUUCCAGAGGCUGCAGCUCCAGGCAGAAAGACAUUUCUCCAUACACGUGGAAAACUAACACUGUAGCAGGUCCCAUCCACCUGAAAAGAGAUCUCAGGGCUGCUGAGUACUCAAAAUCCCUCACUGAAGCAGAAGCUGAAAAAACACCAAACCUGCAACAAUACAACUCCACUCUGGCAUUUGUGAUUUUAAUUUCAAACAUUCUCCUUGUGGUAGCUGUGAUACUAAAACAUCACAAACACCAUGCAGGAUACAGCUAUCAAAAUAUCCAGAGCUCGUUUUAA
Messenger RNA from Corvus hawaiiensis (hawaiian crow), 1380 nucleotides. It is a transcript of the gene CUZD1, whose product is annotated as CUB and zona pellucida like domains 1. Gene Ontology annotation, cellular component: cell surface. Lineage: Eukaryota; Metazoa; Chordata; Aves; Passeriformes; Corvidae. The record is from RefSeq and is a predicted model, not a curated record.